Phyllostomus discolor (pale spear-nosed bat) is the source of this 4862-nucleotide messenger RNA. It is a transcript of the gene KRABD3, whose product is annotated as KRAB-A domain containing 1. Lineage: Eukaryota; Metazoa; Chordata; Mammalia; Chiroptera; Phyllostomidae. Gene Ontology annotation, biological process: regulation of DNA-templated transcription. The record is from RefSeq and is a predicted model, not a curated record.
ACUCUCUGCUGUCCGCGCCCCCGGCCCCGCCUACUCCCUCUCAUACCUCGGGAUCUCUGUCGCCGGCGUCGCCAAGGGUUGCGCCACGACCCGCGGGCGGGGGAGCUAGCGACGGGAACCGCGCUGGAAGCUGGGAGCGGAGGCUGAGUCCGGGAUGGCGAACCAGGUGCCCAUCGCCUUCCAGGACCUGGCCGUGCGGUUCUCCGAGGAGGAGUGGCAGCUGCUGGGGGAGGGGCAGCGGGCGCUCUACCGGGACGUGAUGCAGGAGAACUACGAGGCGCUGGUCUCCUUGGGGACAGCUGAGCUGGUCCCCCUCUCUGCCUUCCUGUCUCCCGCGGAGCCUGGCGGAGCCAGGAGCAGCAGCAAAGCGGGUGAGGGACAGGCGCCUCCGGGGGGAGGUGCCCUAGGAGGAGCGCCCCAGCACAGCCUGCACCUCUCCGCGCUGGUGCAGCUGGUAAAGGAGAUCCCGGGCUUCCUGUUCGGGGAAGGCGGCCCUGAGAGCGGGGGAGCCAGCCUGGACGGGGAGCGGCCAAGCCCCGAGGCUUCCACUGUCCUCUCCCUGCUCCCGGCAGCAGCGGUCACGGUGGAGACCUGUCCUCUGCAAGGCCUGCUCAGCUGCCUUCCAGACCCGCCUGUCGGCCGGCCCAGUCUGGCCAGCACGCCCAGCAGUAGCUCAUCGUCCAGCGGGUCGCCCGGAGCCAGGGGGCAGGGAAGUCCCCUCCCCAUCAAAACUGCAGACACGCCGGGGCCUGCAGAGCAGGAGAGCCCCGGAGCCCCGGGCAGGGAGCACAGCCCUCCCACCAGCAGCCCUGGCCGAAGGAAGAGCCACAGGAAACAGCAGAGGGGGACGUCGUUGGGGACAGGUCCCGAGGGAGCCUCUCCUGGGAACACCCCCUUGCAAGGCCUCAUCAACUGCCUGAAGGACAUCCUUGUGCCCGGGCCCCAGAAGCCCGAGGCGGCCCCACGCUUGCCUCCCGGCCCCGGCCCGGGCCCGGGCCUGGCCCAGCUAACCGGGAUGGGGCCGGGGCCCAGAAGCCCACCAGGCAGAGUGAAGACGGAGGCAGCGUCCGGGGGCUGUCCCCUCCAGGGUCUGCUGAACUGCCUGAAGGAGAUCCCGGUGGCCCAGGACACACGCCCCAGCCCUUCCGGCGGGGGGGACCCACGGCCGCCAGAGGAUGCAGGGGCCUGGAAGAGGACUUCUGGAGGACCCAGACCCCUGCAGACCCCUCCUCCCUGCCCUGGUGCUGUCCGUGUGCUCUCUGUGAAGACGGAGGACAGCUGGGCCCAGAGCCCCCCCGCGCCUGCUUCCUGUCAGCUUCGAAAGCCGCCCCACAGCCCCUGUGCCGCUGGCAGCCAGGGGGGCGACGGAGACGCCAGCGGGGUCCGAGUGCCCAGCUGGGGCCCCGCGGCUCAAGCCAGCAGUGCCUCGAGCUCGCCCCUGGACGCCCUGGAGGCCUGCCUGAAGGACAUUCCCCUGAGUGGGUCGUUGCCUCCCCAGCCGCCGGCCUCCUCUUGGUUCCGGAGCCCCACGCUGGGAGACACCGGGUCUCCUAGGCCCGAGCUGCAGCCCCGAGGAGCGCACAGUCAAGAAGCGACGGCCGGGCCCCUUCUGGCGCUGGGCCUGCAGGGCUUCGUCAGGGAGGGCCCCGUGCUCCCCGCAGGGCCCCGCAGCACCCCCACCAGCUGCUCCUCGUCCAGCAGCACCGACGGGGACCUCGAUUUCCAGAGCCCCGACGGCAGCAGCCGGGGGCGCAGGCCCGGAAAAGGGGUCCCAGUCGGAAGUGCCCCCCUGCAGGGCCUGGAGAAUUGUCUCCGAGAGAUCCCUGUGCCCAGGCCACAGCCUGCCUGGCCCUGGUCCUCAGCAGGGGACAGAGAACCCCGGAGAGUGGAGCCCAGGGGCUGGACGGCAGACAAGGAAGGACUGCGGAAUGAGGCCUGCGAGCCAGUCCACCUCCGGGGCGACGCACCCCCCAGGAGCCCGUGGCCGGCCAGCCCCCAGGCACUGUCCUCCAGCAGCGUCCCUGCCUGCUGCCAGCGAGGGCUCAGGGACCAGGCGGCCACCCGGCCAGGACCGUGGAGGUGGCUCCAAGACGGGGCAGCCUCCACGCCCUCCCCACUCCACUGCCUGGAGAACUCUCUGAAGGGGAUCCUGCCCGGGCGGCCCCUGCGCUUCGCCUGCCUGGCCGGCCCCGGCCCCGUCCCCAUCCCCAGCCCCAGCACCGGCUCCAGCUCCAGCUUCAGCAGCUCGGAAGGAGAGGACCCAAGGCCGGAGCCUGAGCUCUGGCAGCCGCUCCUGCCGGAGAGGGACCCUCUGCCCAGGAGCAAGAGCCCGGGUGGCCGCCUGACGGGCAGCAGCCCUGGCGAAGGCCCGAGGACUGCAGAGCCCCGGGAGCGCUUUGCUGUUGACCCGGCAGGAAAAGCAGAGGAGCAGGUGGGAGGUGGGGCCAAGCUGCCCAGGAGAGAAGUGUGCUUGGAGACCCCAGGCUGGCCUGACCCCCUGGGCAGCACUCGAGGGGGGGCUGCUGGGAGCCUCUGUCCUGCCCCUCGGCCGGAGAAAAGGCCCUGCCCGCCUCCGGGGUCAGCCCCUCAGCCCCCGUCCCGGAAGCCCAGGGUCAGCGAAGAAUCCGGAGGCCCAGGGCCUGGACACAGAGGACCCGGUGCUGCAGCCCGGACGGAAGAGAGGCUGCUUCCUAGGGGCCUGCCUGAGCCGCCCCCGGUGGCCACCAUUUCCCCCGCUUUGCCACCCGCCUCCCCUCGGCCACCGUGUCCCUGUGGGAGUUCCCUGCGGCAGGAGCUCCGCGGCCUCAGUGCCGCCCUCUCGGAGAAGCUGGAUCGGCUUGCCGCGGCUCUGGCAGGCCUGUCUCAGGAAGUGGCCACGGUGAGGACCCAGGUGGAUCGGCUGAGGAGGCGGCCGCGGGGCCCAGGGCCGAAGAGCCAGGCUUCCUGGCCAUGGGCCCUGCCCCGGGGACCUCACUGGGCUCAGGGCCCUGCUCACAGGCACCUGCUGUGCCGGCGGCAGAAGGGCCCCACCAGGCCAAAACCGAAGCUCCUGCGCGGCCAGGCGGAAGGCUGCAGAGCUGGCGACGCCUCGGGCCUCUCCUGGGGGACACAGCAUCUGGUGCCUCAGCCACCUCCAGACGCCCCCCAGGCAGAACCUUCCGGAACCAGCUCCAGCCCUUCCCAGCAUCCGCCAUCCUCAGCGUGCAGCCGCGCUGGGCUCACUGUGCACCCCCCACUCAGACACACAGGGGGCCCCCAGAACCCCCCUGCCCCUUCUGUGCCUGCUGCCUUCCCUCCCCGGAUGGCCUCUCCCGCUUCCAGUGCGGAUGCAGAGCCGCCGGCUGCAGCGGCCGUGCCAGCGGACACUCAGAACUGGCCCAAGGACCCCAGCGGCCUGUUAGCAGGGGUCCAGAGGGCCCUCAAGGAGGAACGGUGGGGCGGAGAGCAUAGGGACUCGAGGUGGAUGGCCCCCAACCGUCUUCUUCAUCAGCUCAGCCCUGAGGGCGCCCUGUCCCCGGCCGCCUCUCCUAGGGGCCAGCCAGCGCCCACCUGCCGCUCCGGCCAAGCCUUCCCCGUUUCAGGGCUGUGAACAGCUGGGCGUCCCCCUUGGCCUGACCGCCCGAGACUCCAAGAUGUGCUUGCUCAGCGGGGCCGCCGCUUGAGGUGCAUUGCUCAGCCUCGCCUCUGCCCCGCUUGGCUCGGGUCCAUUCAGACGUUGCUUCUGUCCCGUCUGUGCCGCCGGGACUCAGAGGCGGGUAGCAGCAUUCUCACCUAUGCACAGCAUGCGUGCCUGGGGGGCGCCAUGAGGGCCCCUCUUCCCUAACACCCAGCCUCCCUGCUCUCAGCGCUGGAAGGCAGGGCUCUCGCCCUCCUGGUGGACGCAGGCAGAGAUUUCACCUGUGGAGCGCGCCACUCCCUGGGCUAGGUUGGAUUCGCCCGUGCGGAUCCUAAAGAUUGCAAAGGUGGUUGCUAAGCGGAGGGCCCUUGGCAGAAAGGGGCUCGGCGGGUCCAUACCCUGGGGCGUGGCCAGUCGGUCACCGGUCCUGGGAUAAGCUGGCGCGGCAGGCAAGGACACUUGGGGCCAGGCCAGUCCGGGUGGUCCACACCCAAUCAGCUUACGGGAAGUUUCCAUUUUUUGUUCUUUUUUUAAGAAUGUUAAGUUAUAAAAUGAAUGGUACGAUGCUUCAUGAUCCGCAGCCACACUCACCCCACAGGUCUGGGGCCACUCGAACCAAAACCAUUCACGGUUGUCUGCCGAAAGCCUUCCAGAGUCACUGGGGGCAAAACCUCUGCAGUUGAGGGCUUUGGGGGUGCGUCCCACACUUGCACCCGCUGUAGGGGGAAAUGGCCCUUUGGUGGGAGAAACUGAGCGGCCUUUCUGAACUCAGGAAUCCCGGGGGUUGGAGGGGGAGGGCAGAGAAGGCUCCACCUGUGCCCGCCACCAUCCUGGCAGGUGCCCCGAGGACGGCCCCUGGCUGGCCUGGGCAUGGGCCUUCCCUCUGCACUCCAUCGGCCACCCGCCAGCCUGAGGCCACUGCAGGCAGGAAAGGGACGGUCCUAAUUCCAUCGGUCAGGACCAGCACGGUCCCAUGGGCUCCAGGCCACUCCUGAGGGGUCCAGUGGAAGGGAGCCCACCAGGGGGGCAGCGUCUGCGACACCCCGUGAGGUCACAGCUGCCUCCGGAAGGAGUUGGCUCACGGACUUGACUCAGCUCUCUGCGUCGGUGUUCCAGGUGUGGCUUCCACCAGCAGCCUGUGGUAGGAUUUGAUUCUUUCAUCCAGCUUGACGAGACUUUGUCUUCCUUCCUCGGGGCCCUGGACCCACUUACAUGUAAUAAAAUCACUGACACGUUUGCAUUUGAA